UCGCGGGGAAGGUGGGAGCGGCGGGGGCGCGCGGGGGUCGUCGCCAUGGCGAGCGCGCGUGCCGGCGGCUCGCGCCGCUGAGCUGUCCGUUCAGCACCGCGCGGCCGGCACCGCAGCCGCAGCGAUGGCGGGCGGGGGCCGGGGGCUGCGGCGCCGCGGCCGCUGAGAGCAGGUUUUCAUUCCCUAUACACCUUUGAAAGGAACUCACUAUGACAGGGCAGAGCCUGAAGGCUUUAUCUGAGGCGAAUUUUGAAGACAAUGAGAUCAGCAUCAACGUUGGAGGCUUUAAGAAAAAGAUGAGAUCCAACACAUUAUUAAGGUUCCCUGAGACCAGGCUGGGCAAACUCCUGAGCUGCCACUCAAAGGAGUCGAUACUGGAGCUCUGUGACGACUAUGAUGACACCAAGAAUGAAUUUUAUUUUGACAGGAACCCCGAGCUCUUCCCUUACGUGCUACAUUUUUAUAACACUGGCAAGCUCCAUGUGAUGGGUGAACUCUGCGUGUUUUCUUUCAGCCAGGAGAUUGAAUACUGGGGAAUCAAUGAAUUCUUUAUAGACUCCUGCUGCAGUUACAGCUACCAUGGGAGGAAAAUGGAGCCAGACCAAGAGAAAUGGGAGGAACAAAGUGACCAGGAAAGUACCACAUCUUCUUUCGAUGAGAUUUUAGCAUUCUACAAUGAUGCCUCUAAAUUUGACAAGCAACCCUUUGGAAACAUCAGGAGGCAGCUCUGGCUCGCUUUGGAUAAUCCUGGGUACUCGGUCUUAAGCCGAAUCUUCAGUGUCCUUUCAAUUGUGGUGGUGCUGGGCUCCAUUGUGACCAUGUGCCUGAACAGCCUCCCAGACUUCCAGAUCAUUGACAGCAACGGGAACCCUGAGGAAGACCCUCGCUUUGAGAUCGUGGAACAUUUUGGUAUUGCAUGGUUCACUUUUGAACUGGUGGCGAGAUUUGCAGUAGCUCCUGACUUUUUAAAAUUUUUCAAGCAUGCCCUGAAUUUAAUUGACCUAAUGUCUAUCCUUCCAUUUUAUAUUACCUUAAUCGUCAACUUGGUGGUGGAAAGUAGUCCGACUUUAGCAAAUUUAGGCAGGGUUGCACAAGUCCUGAGGCUCAUGAGGAUCUUUCGCAUCUUAAAGCUCGCUAGACACUCCACAGGUCUCAGGUCUCUUGGCGCCACCCUGAAGUAUAGCUACAGAGAGGUGGGGCUUCUCUUACUUUAUCUCUCUGUUGGCAUCUCCAUUUUCUCAGUAGUGGCUUACACCAUUGAGAAAGAAGAGAAUGAGGGGCUGGCCACCAUCCCUGCUUGUUGGUGGUGGGCUACCGUUAGCAUGACCACAGUUGGCUAUGGGGAUGUCGUGCCAGGGAGCACUGCUGGCAAGUUGACGGCAUCUGCAUGCAUCCUAGCCGGUAUCCUGGUGGUAGUGCUUCCCAUUACACUGAUCUUCAAUAAAUUCUCCCACUUUUAUAGGCGUCAGAAGCAGUUAGAGAGUGCCAUGAGAAGCUGUGAUUUUGGUGAUGGCAUGAAAGAAGUUCCGUCAGUCAACUUAAGGGACUACUAUGCUUAUAAGGUUAAAUCCCUUAUGGCCAGUCUUACCAAUAUGAGCAGGAGUACCCCCAGUGAGCUGAGCCUGAAUGAUUCACUGCAUUAGUGUACAAGUUUGACAGCAGUUUGCAUGAGACCUAUGAAGAGCUAUGUUUAUAAAUGUUUUCCUAUUUGUCUUCUUUUUUUUCUGGAGAAUAGUGUUGCUGACACUGCACUAACUUUGCACUUGAGAAACUAAAGUAAUUUCUAUUACAAGUUGACAGUUUGCACAUUUUCAUCCUGUUGCAUAGGUACUAAAUGCUGACUUUUCCAUACAGAUGUUACCACUUCUAUGACAUUAGUGCUGGUGGUAUAGUGAUGAUCUGUUACUUUGUGCAUUUCCUCAUCUUCGCAGAGAAAUGAACGUACCCAAGCGGAAUAAAAAUUCUCAGUUGUGACACAAGUAAUGAAAAAAUCACCUGUCACCUCUACCGGUAUUUGUACUAACGUAGGGCUUCCCAUGCAUUUGACAACAGUUCAAAACAAUCACCUGUGAAUCACUGACACAGGAACACUCUUCUCCAUCUUCCUGACCAGUAAUUCUGAUGGUCACAUGUCUGAAAACAGCUCUGAGCUUCAUAUUUGAAUGGAAGUUUGCUAACUCUUGAGCACGUGUGUUAAAAACUGGGUGUUCUUGUUCUGAAAUGUUAUGUCUGGUAAUAUUUUUAUGAAGCUCCUAAGCGUAGACUUACCUCUGCUUCCAAGAUUAGGUCAAUACCGAGCCCUCUGAAGAAGCCCAUCCCUCAUUUUCAGAUGGCUUCAGAUGUAUUCAAAGACUGCAUCUCCACAAGUAACUCUAGGUUUGGAGGUCCAUGAAGACAUCUCAGGUCCCCAUUUCCAGAAGUGAUCUGCACACAGCUUGGUUCCAGGGAAGCUGAAGACGUGCUGUAUUUCAGUCCAUCAAAAUGGUUCUGAAAUUAGACACGCAAAAACGUGGGUUUUCAGCAAUUAGAAGCUCCAAUGAAAAACUUGGAUUUGCUUAAUGAAGUGAAAUAUUCCCACAUGAACAGUACAGGCAGCAUUUUAGGAACUGACAUUCAUAUACUGCAAAAAGACUAAUUAUAAAGAUGCCAUAUGUGAUGCUGAGAUAUAAAAUCUAAUUUUAUCAGAAAGCUUGAAAGCAGGUGUUGAUGGCAGACAAUUCCAUUAAGCUUUGUGCCAAGGAAACUCUAAGGAAAAAAAUAACCCCUGUAAGUCACAUUUUCCCUCAGAAAUGAGCUAACAGCUUACAGCUCAGGAAGAGUAUAAAGGCCUAAGAAAGCAACAGAUAAAGAAAGAGAGAGCUUAAUACUGCACUCGCUGUGGGCAGAUCCUCCUACCUGCUUCUGUGAUGUAGUCAAUUCCAAUCCUUUCAAGGGUUGGCCUGUGCUAUUUUUGUUCCUUUUUAAAAAAAAAAAAAAAAGAUGCGAAAGAACAGAUCAUCUGCGUUUUCAAGAGUAAUCAUGAAUCUGCAUAAACAUUUUUUGAGUGCUCAGUCCCUUCCCUUACGCAAUUGUACAAAGAUCAAACAUUUGGUAGCCAACAGGCAGGAUCCACUGCUCCCCUCUUUUUUUUACUUCUAUGGAUCUGUCCUGUAAAACAAAUUGCUGGCACUCAGUGGGCUGAACAACAUUGCUUUUCAGAUCCUGCUGCUUCUCCAUCGCAUUUGUUACAUAUAAAGCACCAAUCAAUUAUUUUUAAUUUUUUGGUUUAUUUGUUUUACUUGUGAAGACUAAAGACAUGCAGAACAUAAAUUCCAACUACUUAAAAGAGAAAUUACUGAAGCUGAAAUUGUGUGUUUGGAAACCUGUGUUUGCAUACCACAACAAGGAGCCAUCCAACUGGCAGAAUAAAGUAAAUAUGGUACAAACAGGUAAUUCUCUUUUUUUUUAGAUGAUUAGAGAUUGCAAUCUGAUCUGGAUCUGUUGAUGUUGUUGCUGUAUCAGCUCCACCUAAAACUAGGAAGUAGAGCACCCAGGAUCAGAUUCCUGUGUGGCCAGUGAUCUAUCACGGAAUAUACAGGGUGAAAUACCUUACACACCACCACUUACUUUGAACACUCUUCUCUCACAUCAGUAGUUGAUUCAGGCUGUGAAGUGUGAGGGAAAAGGGUCCUUUUUAACCUUACAAAAUAAAACUUGGUGAUUUCAGCGUAGCCUGCACAAGUUAUAAAGUCAAUAAGCAAGGCAUUGUUUGUUGCCCCUGAAAACUGAAGAGCCGUAUACAUGACCCUGAAGGUAGACCUGCAUAAUCUGAAUUAGGUGUCCAAACUUGAGAUAUUUUGCUGAGGUUUUCACUUCUGCGGGGCUGGUUCAAGUUCUCUGCUGUGUCACAGGAAUAAGUACAAUAGUCUUGUCCCUGAUUCAUAUUGCAUGUGUGUAAACUGUCAUACAACUAAAAAACCCACCCACCCCAAACACGCCGCAGCACUUGAUUGCCUGUUGGAUUGAAAUACUAUGAUAGAAAUGAGGGAAGGAAGAGAUGGGCUUGCACAGUACAUGCAAUCCCAUUGGGUUACAUACUGCAGGGUGGCAAACUCUCCCACUGAUGCCAAGAAAACUGUAAGUUCUUACUAUGUCUGUUGGCUGGAGGCCUUCGGAGAACCCAGCUGCAGGGAGUGGUUUUAUCCCAGUUUCACAAGCAGUAGAUUCACAGAGUUGAAAACCAAUGACUUACAGGGCAGUAUGUGAAGAGACCUGUAAACGUGCCAAAGAGUCACAGAUUCCCUCAGCUGUUGCUAGUUUAGGAUUACAAAGGUUGGAUCCAAACUUUGCAACACAUCAUUUCAAUAACUUAGAGCUGAUCUUAUGUUCUAGAUUUAUUAUUAUUCAUAGGGCUGAUGCUCUGUCAUUUCUGCAAAUAUUGAAUGGAAUGUGUCCAAAUUGCAUUUUACUAAAGAAAAUGAAAUACCCCAAGGAAUUAUGACUUUUAUUGUACUGGUUGAAAGGAAUUUUCAUUAUUGGUUUUUUUAAAAGUGCUUUGGAUCAAAGACACGAGAUAAAUAAAGUACUGAAAUUUAAUAUGUUCUUAUUAUCAUGACAAUGACUUUACACAGGAAUUCCCUUCAUAAACUUAACUAACUCCAUGUUAAAAGUAGUCAGAUUUUUGCUCCCCCUUCCUCUGGAAGAGCGUUCCAGAACUGUUCUUCUCUCCAAGGCUUGUGCAACUUUUAGAAUAAAUUUAUUAAUGGCUGCUUUAUAUAAUAUUUUUCUCACGCCACCACUGUUCUUCAGCUUCAAUAUUUCAAUUUCCUCUUAGUGUUUGCAUGCAUGGUGUAUUUAUAGACCUCAACCAUAUGCCCUUACAUGCUUAUUUUCACAGGAUUAUACCUGCCAAGUUUCCUUUUAGUAUUUUGGGGGUUUUUUUGCAGGUCGUGUUCCCCUUACCAUCCUAGGGGAUGUAGCCUUUUUUUUUCUGCAUUACUUCUGGUUAGAUUUAAUCUGUUUGAGCUGCCAUUCUACAGUUUGUACCUCUUUGCACAUCAGGUUUAAUAUUUGCUUAAGACUAGCAGAAUUUUUCAGUGAGAAGGGUAACAGUUGUUCUGAUUUAAGUAUUGUUGUCUUAGCUUCCCCAAAAAAUCCAGGUAAGGAAGAAUGAGCACACCCUUCCUGCCACAUUAUGCAGUUACCUUUCUAGGGCUCAGCCCAGCAGGUGCUGAGAAUCCUCAUCUCUCAUUAAAUAAAAAUUGUUUAUUUAUUAAAUAAAUGUUUACACUUUGAAGGAAAAAGUGAAUCUCUCCAAAGCCUCAAUAAGAAGGAAGCAGUGGGGUAGCUGAGGUUUAGUCAUCACUACUUUUGCGAGACUUCUUCGAUCACUGUUUUGUACAAGCAGGGCAUCUUCACUGCUGUAAAACAGUGAUCAGAAAUGAAGGAUGAGUGGACUAAUUGGCUGCUUUGUCCAGUGUCUGAAACUUGAAAACUGUUGUGGUCAGAAAUCUGCUUACUAUGGAUGUGCCCCUUAAUGAAGAACACCACACUCGGCAUGUGCUCCUCCUGCCUUGUGGCAGUCACCUUCCUGGCACUGAUGAAAAUGCUGCUCAGGCUCUCUUUCGGCUGAGAGCUUUGAAGUGCUCAAGUGAGGAUUAUGGUAAUAUUUCAAAUCAGGCAACUUGCUUUAUUGCCAGGAAUAAACUGUUAGAGAAUCUUGAUUUCUAGUCCAAAUCUUGGCUAUUAUAAGAGUCAGAGAUGUCAUUGAGAAGCAAUAUAUUACAUUGUUUUCCUGAGAUGUAAAAUCUAUAUAUAGAUUGUGAUUAAGCUUUUUAUGUAUGUUCAGAUUUUGUAUUAUUGCCUGGUUUAUUAUUCCCUUACUUUCAUCAGAUGCUUAUUCUCUCUUUCCCUGCAGAGUACUUUAUCCAUUUUGGAAGGACUGUUUUUUCCUCACGUAUUAUAUAUAGCAUGAGCUACUUCACAUUGCAAACUUGAAAACAAAGAACUUUGCAUUUAAUUUUCCAACUUUAAUACCUCCAAUAUUUGUAUCUCUCUGUACAGAACUUUAUG
Cuculus canorus (common cuckoo) is the source of this 6051-nucleotide messenger RNA. It is a transcript of the gene KCNS2, whose product is annotated as potassium voltage-gated channel modifier subfamily S member 2. The transcript has 2 exons. The record is from RefSeq and is a predicted model, not a curated record. Gene Ontology annotation, molecular function: voltage-gated potassium channel activity; protein binding. NCBI's taxonomy places the organism in Eukaryota, Metazoa, Chordata, Aves, Cuculiformes, Cuculidae. Gene Ontology annotation, cellular component: voltage-gated potassium channel complex; membrane. The coding region runs from base 210 to 1643 and encodes 477 amino acids. Gene Ontology annotation, biological process: regulation of delayed rectifier potassium channel activity; potassium ion transmembrane transport; protein homooligomerization.